Molecule: messenger RNA, 672 nt
Organism: Theileria orientalis strain Shintoku
Lineage: Eukaryota; Apicomplexa; Aconoidasida; Piroplasmida; Theileriidae
Exons: 3
Coding region: 1-672 (223 amino acids)
Source: RefSeq, a predicted model, not a curated record
AUGACGUGUAAAAAAACUGAUAAAAAAAGGAGGUUAUCUCCUAGGUUGGCCGCUAAAAGGAUGCCUAAAUAUGAUCUUUCUAACAAUACACUCUGUUGUAAUACAUCGGAAUCGUCUUUGUCAACCUGUGAUUCGUUACAGUUAAACACAAACCUUCCUAAGUCAAACGACCGCUUUAGCGAAAAGUUACCGAACAGUUUUAAAAACGAUUACUAUUUAAACAGCGAUAAUGAAUCGGAUGAUAAGUCUGUCUCAAAUGAUGAAAAAAUAUGUAAAAGAUGCGACCAGCUGACGUGUCAACUGACGGAAAUGAGAAUACAGAAUUUUGACAGAUGGUUAUCAGAGAUUAAAACACUGGAGGAUAUGCUAUACAAGAAGGAGUUGAUAAUCGAGGAUUUUAAAAAAACUGUUUCUGAUAAGGAAAACGAAAUCACGAAGCUCAAGAAGGAUGAACUGACACUUAAAAGAAACAACACGAAGUUACACAAUCAAAUUAUGGCCCUCAAAGAACAAAUAUCGUCUAAAGAUUCGGAAAUAUAUGAGUUGGAAUCAACACUUAAGGAAAAGAAUGAUGUGAUAACAAAUCGGAAUAAAACAAUCGAAAAGCUGGAAAAAUUAGCUCAGGAGGACAGUAAGUUGAUUAAAAGACUAAGAUCGAAUGCCAGUAACUAA